Monomorium pharaonis (pharaoh ant) is the source of this 2000-nucleotide messenger RNA. RefSeq lists its product as uncharacterized. The transcript has 2 exons. Lineage: Eukaryota; Metazoa; Arthropoda; Insecta; Hymenoptera; Formicidae. The record is from RefSeq and is a predicted model, not a curated record. Bases 1079 to 1492 code for a protein of 137 amino acids.
UAAUAAAACGCACGUGCAUCAUUAUCAACGCCUUUCGCGCGAACGGCUAUUACGGGCAAUCUCGAGUCUUCUUUUAUCGCGUUACACAGUUACAAUAAUUUUCGUGCCAAGAGCGUCUUUCAAGAGUUAAGUUUCAAGGAUGGAAUUGAAAAGAUUUAUCGGGAUUUAAAUACCAAAUGCAACUUUCAUAUUUUCAGAACAAAGUUUAGCAUUUAGUGUCGAAUAUUAAAAAUUGCAAUCAUUGUUAGUUGAAGUAAAAAUCCAUCUUGAUAAAGACACGUUUCGAAAUUAUCAAAAAUUUCAAAAUUAAUCGAAAGUCAAUUCAAAAUGAGAUUUGAUUUACUUUGAAUUUAAACCUCUAUGAUUCAACUUUUAAGAAUUACUAAAAAAAAUUUGAAUUCAAGAGAUUCAAACCAAUAUUUUAUUUCUUCAUAAAAAUGUUUUCAAUAUUUAUGUACCUAAUCAGUAAUUCAAUAAUAGUUAAAUUAAAAGUCACGUUUCAGUUCGCUUCGGCGUAAAGAAAUCUUGAUUCGCACAUCAUUAGUCAAUUAAUCAAAAACCCGUAACAUUUUUUGUGUGUAAGACCGUGUGUAAGAUAGUUAUUUUUGCCGAAGUAGGUAAUUAUCUUUCCCGGAUCUGCUCGCGAUAUAGUCGGGCAAGUUAACGCCUCCCCCAGAAACUCUUCCCGGCACCGGGGGAUGUGCUAUCGAUGUCAGCGUGCGUGAUAACGCGGCGCACGAUUUGUGGUUUCACGCGGCGCUUACCCCCUCCGGCUUUCUUAUAUCAAUUCCUACGCGCGACAUGCGAUCGCGCGGGUAUCUGCGCGCGAUUACCGUGUGCUCGCGUGUGUAGGUACGUAUCCGUGCGCGUAUGUGGACGAGCUGGCGGUAUAGGCAGGCGUCGCCGGGUGAACCUUAUCGUCGGUUUCUGGGUGAGCGCGUCGAGGCGUCACCGGGCUCGCUACGACGACAGGGGGGAGUGAAGGGGGGGGGGAUGGGAAAAGGAUGGUGAGGAGACACACCGGGGUAGAGCGAGGGGAGGGCGACCGAGGUAGUUGGAAGAAGCUACAGGCAAGGGGAUGCCCGAUAAGACGACGACGGGCGUCCCGACGCCAGUUGCCGGCCACCCCCACCGAGAUACGCCGCUGUCAUUCCGCGACUACCUCCUCUCCGCCUGGAGAAACUUGAGUCAGAAUCUGUGGCUCGAUGUGACACGUGACACGUUGCUGUUAUUGGCUCUAUUAUAUUUGACAUUAACCGGUGACGAUGUCAUGGACAAACGCAAAGGCGGACACGCGGGAAGAAUUUCGAGAAUCGAUCAAGUGAGCGAGGACAGACGCCGCGAGGGAUCUACAGCGAGAAUGCGCGUGAUGCCAAGCAAAGAGAAGCGCGGACGAUGCAGAAAGGAAAAUAUUGGAAACUCCAUUAGCGGCGGUGCAACCAGCCGUAUACCGGAAUACAUAAGCAGCUCCCAUAGAGAGGGAGACGGAUGAAGAGAGCACGGCGGCGGGGAAGCAGUUGAACGGCUAUGGGGAUUAUUACGCGAUUCAUUUGUAACAUUCCCUCCCCAGCAGUUCCCGCUGCUAUCUCUCCCUUUCUUCGGAGGUCUCUCUCCCUACGAUCUUUUCUCAGUUUCGUUUCGAUUCGAAAGCUGAAUCUGCCAAAUUUCCUUUGUCCCGCGGAUUUUGUCUAUCUCACUUUUUCUCUCUUUUCAUACUGAUUUUUAAUAUUUUUUGUUAAGCUCUUCUUGUACACACAUACACACACACACACACACACACAAAAUUUAAAUAUUAAUUUACAACUGAGUUUUGCUAGACAUUUUGUUCAAAUAUAUAUAUAUUCUUUUACUUUAUUUAACUUUGCCUUGUAUUUGUCAAGCAAAUCUAUUUUUCAAGUUCUUUCUUUGUUGAUAAAAAUGUUUAAAAAAUCUUCUCUCAAAUUAAAAAGAUUCUCCAAUUUUUUCAUAUAAUAUAAGAACACUUGAUCAAAUAUUAAGAA